ACAAAAACCGCUAGUGGCGUCGGAUUGAAAAAAUCGAUUGUAAUAGAUAAAAAACAUUUUUUGUUGCAUUGUUCAGUGGUAUUUUUUGUGCACAGUUUAUCAAAUGUUCGAACAGUGUGUUUGGUCUGUUUUGUGAAAAAUAUCUGCUCGUAUUGUUAGAUCAUUGAACCCAUGGAUUCCGAAACGACGAAGGAAUCAACAUCGGUUCCUGAUUCAACUGUCGUCAAAUCGAAGACACCAAUCACAAUCGACGUUGAGUCGGAAGAGGAAUCGGUUUCGCAAAAAGAUUUGGAACAACCUCCGGGUUUUAGCGAAUCUGUUGAUAAGGAAGACGCUGUAGAAUUGGAGGAGAAAGAUCGCAAGACAUUACUGGUGAUUCCCGUGGAUGAAGAUGAUUUGAAUAUAACAGAGAUCAAUGAUUUAGACAAAAAAUCAAACGACACAGAGAAGGAUGGUGUCGAGAAAUCAACACCGAAAAAAAGAAAAACACCGGAGAUUAUUUCAUUGGAUGAAGAUGAAGAAAUACAGCCGACAGAUGAAAUAAAAUCGGAUACCAUCUCUGAGCAGCCAGGGUCAAGUGAAAUCGAUAAAGGGUCAGUAGACCAAUCCAAGGAGGUUUCCGAUAAAGCAGAAAUAUCGAAGGCAAAUGAUGAUUCUGUUGAAAAUAUAGCUGAUCUACCACACGUACCGGAAGAUGUUUGUAAAGAUAAAACAGAAACAGCAGCAGCCGAUCCGGACAAGGACGAUCUCAGUUCAACGAAGGCAGAAAUUACGAAUGAAUCAAAUGAAAAGAAUGAAAGCUUGGAAAAUGAAAAUGAAAUAAAAGAUGACGAACAGUGUGAUAAGGUUUUAACAGAAAAAGAAUCAACAGAUAACGAAUCGGCUACUGACAAGGAUAUAGUUUCGAUUGAAAACGAAAAGGAAAUCUCGGAAGAAAAAGAGCAUUCUUUGACUUCCGACAAAGAAAGUAAAUGUGAAUCAGUUGAUGAAAAGGUUGCACAGUUGAGCUCUGAUAAUGAAGAAAUAAUUGAAGAAACUAAGGAAUCUGAUUCGAGCGAAGCAGGAAAAAAUCAGAUUCUGGAUUCAAAUUUGUCAAAAGACAAUAAAUCAAGUUCAAAUCUAUCAGAACAAAAUGAAAAUGAUCUUGUAAAAGCUAAUGAUUCUAAAUCUACUGACAAAGAGAGUGAGAACAAAAGUAACGACGAUGAAGAUGAUGAUGAUGAUGAUGACGAUGUCAUAAUGAUAGAAUCUGAACCUAAUGCAACUACUGUCGGUUCUGAAACGCUCGAUGAAGGCGCCCCUUCCGAUGAAAAGUCUUCAGUUUCUCAAUCUGAAACCGCAGCCAGUGAACCUUCAAAAGCCAAGGAUACUUCAGAAGUAUCCGUUAAAGAAAAAGAGAAAUUAAAUGAUUUAGUCAAAGAUCACAAUGUAACAGAGAAGGAUUCGAAACCACCAGAAAAAGAUUCUGAGAAACCGGACGAAAAAGAAGUGACGAAAGAAUCUAACAACGAAGAGAAAAAAACUAUUGUGUUGGAUGAAAAAUCAGGCAUUUUCCAAGAGAAGACCGCACAACCAGAGGAGAAGAUUCCUCAACUUAUCACUGGUGAUUCGGACGAAGAUGUAGUAAUGAUAGAAGAUGACGAACCGGCACCAGCAGCGAAAAAUUCUCCGAAACCUAACAUCUGGAAAGUCGAAAUGUCCAAAAAAGUUGAACCUAAAGAAUCGCCUAGCAAGAAUGCUAAACCGGAAAAGCCCAAACAGACCAAGGUAGCGAGUAUCGAUUGUGUCAAUCCGGAGUGCAAGAAGCAAACGAAGGAAACGGCACCGGCACCCGGAUUUGUGCUGAGUUUUUACGGUGUGCCUAAAAAAUGCAAACGACAGCGCGUCUGUGUGACGUGUUACGACAACGUUGUGUUGAAAUAUUCGGAAAUGUGUGAAACUAUAGUUGACCACCAGCCGUUGCUAUUUUGCGAUAUGCCACAGAAGAACGAGUUGGUAGAAAUUUCCGACAGUAGCGAAGAGGAAGAUGACGAUAUUAAGCAGGAAUCGGGUAAAUCCCUUCCAGCGGAGCUCAUAUCUUUGGUGGAAACCGAACUGGAAGACAUUCUAGCGAGUACACUCGAGAAAAUCAAUCUGAGUCAGCAAGUAGACUGGACUGAACAAAUAAUGAAACAAAAAAUUGCGUACAACACAAAACUUUCCGACGAAAUCAACAACGAGCUGAAUGAACUUCAACGCAAAGUGGACCGCAUACACCUGAAUCUCUAUUCCAAGACGCGUCCGAAGUAUCACGAUCUGCCGCCAUGCAACAUUUUCCACGAAGUCGAUCUACUGCAGAAAAAUCAAACCACAUUCUCACAAACCACUUUGUCUGUUCAGCCGGCCAAUCGAACAUUCUCGCCGCAGAAAUCUCAACCAAUACAGCCGUUGAAACCAUCGGUUUCCACCAGUCAAAGCACUCCGGCUGUGAUAUCAUCCGGUUCGGUUACUGCAAUCAGUAAGACCGAGGAAUUCGUAAGACCCGCAGUAGCGGUUGGUCAGUUCUAUUUCGCUGUCAAACAUAAGCUUCUAAGCAACUGGGCUGAGUGUCAGGUGGUCGAGGCGGUCAACGUGUCGGAUAAAUCCCUGUAUAAAAUAAACUUCUUGCAUAAUCAAGGUGGCGGCAGUGCCCCAAUAAAAGUAGUUCCGGCCAAGUAUCUGGCAUAUCGACACUCUUUCAACGUGAAACUUCCCCUUGGAACACGUGUCAUUGCUCGGUUUGACGCAGGAACCACACAGCCGUCAUACAAGCUGGCACACUUGAACAAGUCCAACACAUUUUACCCGGGCAUCAUAGCGGAAUCUUUCGGGAAAUAUAAUCGCCAUCGAUAUUUGAUAUUCUUCGAUGACGGUUACGCUCAAUAUGUCAGUCAUGGUGACGUUCGAGUUGUCUGCGAAGAAUCGAAAGAAGUCUGGUUGGACAUCCAUCCUCACUCGCAAGAUUUCAUCCGGAACUAUCUAAUGAAUUAUCGCUCGCAAAGACCAAUGGUACAGGUGAAGGUGGGCCAACGAAUCAUUACGGAAUGGAAGGGCAAAUGGAUCUACGCCAAAGUGGUUGACAUCGAUGCCAGCUUGGUGCAGUUGCUAUUCCCGGAAGACAACCGCUACGAGUGGAUCUACCGAGGCUCGACCCGGCUCGGUCCGUUGUAUCAGGAGAAGGCCCUCAGCAUGAGCAAGAUUAACAACAAGUUCUCAAAGUUCCAGAAAAGAAACGAACCUUCCAUCGAAUAUAUUACGCUCGAUGAUGACGAAGAUGAAAACGAUCGGAACAAACAGCAACAGGAUGCCAAAAAGCAACCAACUCCGCAGGAGCAAGCACUGCAAAGCUACCAGCUACAGAAAACUUUCCAACAACAGAACCAACAAAGCACCCUGCAAAAUCAAACAGACACGACCUCGAUACGAUCGGUGGCCAAGAAAAGCACCUUCCAUCGAGCCGUUCCAACUACGCAGCCCUCGGCGGUGUUUAUGAACAGUUCUACCAUCUACUGCGAAGAUGAUCGACCGAAAGGAAAAAUCGUGUACUACACCGCCAAGAAGCAUCUUCCACCGCUCAAAUACAAACCGCACGAAUGUAAUCCGAACUGUCUGUUCAAAAUAACACACAAUCUCAAAUCGUACAGUCCGCUGGCAAAACCGCUGCUCUCGGGCUGGGAACGGCAGUUGUGUAAAACGAAGUACAAAAAGGUGUACGUCGUGUAUCGGGCACCGUGCGGCCGGCGUCUGAGAAACAUGUACGAACUGCACAAAUAUCUGCGCAUGACGAAGGCCUCCCUCAACGUGGAGAACUACGACUUUGAUCCGAUCAUCCACUGUCUGGCGGAGUACGUGAUCGAGAAUCACAUCUAUCAUAAUCCGGAUCUAUCCGACGGGCGUGAGUUCAUGGCAGUGCCAUGUGUGAACUACUUCGACGACACGAAACCACCACCGUGCAUCUACUCAACGGAGCGCAUCCCGUCCGAUGGGGUCAACCUGAAUCUCGAUACGGAUUUCCUGUGCGGUUGCGAUUGCGAGGACGACUGCAUGGAUAAGAAUCGCUGUCAGUGCUGGCAACUCACGAUUGCCGGUGCGAAAUUUGGCAAUCCAAGCACAUCGGUCGACAAUAUCGGUUACGUGUACAAGCGCCUGCAGGAGACGGUUGUCACCGGAAUCUAUGAGUGCAACGCACGGUGUAAAUGUAACAACAGUUGCUUGAACCGAGUAGUUCAGCAUCCGUUGCAGACGAAACUGCAGGUGUUCAAGACGAGCAAUCGGGGCUGGGGAAUUCGCUGUUUGAACGAUGUCUCGAAGGGAAGCUUCAUCUGUAUCUACUCGGGACAUUUGCUAACCGAGGAAGCAGGAAAUAAUAUCUGUCAGAUGAACGCCAACAAGGCGGGUGACGAAUAUUUUGCCGAUUUAGACUACAUCGAAACGGUUGAACAGUUGAAGGAAGGCUACGAAACCGAUGUGGUCGAGUCCGAGAGCGAUCUCGACAGCGAUGAGCCAGAUUAUGAUGCCAAACGAGAUACCGAUGCAUCGGAUGAUGAGUUCACAACGAACUGUAACCCUUCGAAUGCCGUUGUUAAAACGAGAUCUCAAGCUAGGCGAGACAAUACGAAGAGAGCGGAAGCUAGGGCUGAAGCCAAAGCGGAAAAGAACAAAAAUAAAAAGAAGGAAGAAACUAAGGCCGGAUCGGAUGAUGAACGUGAAAUGGUUAAUUUGGUCCCGGAUUCCGAGAUGAUGCCAAAGAGUGAUGAAUCCAAUUCUGCGAUGAAGUAUCGUUCCGUCCGGAAGCUGUUUGGAAAGCAUGAACAAAUUUACAUUAUGGACGCUAAAAAGUCCGGAAAUUUAGGACGAUAUUUCAAUCAUUCCUGCAAUCCUAAUCUAUUCGUACAGAAUGUGUUCGUGGAUACACAUGACCUUCGGUUUCCGUGGGUAGCUUUCUUCGCACUGUCCAACAUCCGAGCCGGUUCUGAACUGACCUGGAACUACAACUACGAUGUUGGCUCGGUACCUGGAAAGGUUCUGUACUGUCAGUGUGGUGCCGAAAAUUGCCGUCAACGGUUACUGUAAGGUCACUCACAGGUUAGUACAUACGUAGUAGUCUUAAGAAUUGUGUUUUGUCAAUGUACCAGUACCGUGGAUUUAAGAAAAAAAAAUUUUAUGAAAUAAAAACAAUCAUCGUAAAUUUUUGAUCAACCUGAA
Molecule: messenger RNA, 5223 nt
Organism: Malaya genurostris
Lineage: Eukaryota; Metazoa; Arthropoda; Insecta; Diptera; Culicidae
Gene: egg
Product: histone-lysine N-methyltransferase eggless
Exons: 10
Coding region: 172-5091 (1639 amino acids)
Biological process (GO): negative regulation of gene expression; heterochromatin organization
Cellular component (GO): nucleus
Molecular function (GO): zinc ion binding; protein binding; histone H3K9 methyltransferase activity
Source: RefSeq, a predicted model, not a curated record